UGCCACUCAUUUGACGAGAAAUCACAAAGCAGCACAGAGGUGGAAGAGUUUGCAUUCUCGAAAGUGGAUGAUGUAUCAGCCAUCAAUUCUGGGUAGAAGAAAACAUUCAUUGAAACCAUGGAUGAUUGCCCUUAUUACUACAGCUGUUGUGUUGGUUCUAGCAGUAAUCAUCGGUCUCCCUGUUUAUUUUUUGGUAUUUGAUCAGAAGGUUCAUUAUUACCAAACUUCCUUCCAGAUCCCUAGCAUUAAAUAUAAUCCUGAUUUUUCAGUGGAACAUUCAAAAAAUAGGACAGACCUGAAACAAAAAAUCAGUAAUGAGAUAGAUGAGAUAUUUCAAAGAUCCAGUUUAAAUCAUCAUUACCUCAAGUCUCAUGUUUUCAAUGUUAGGCCAAGUAAUAAUGGUUUGAAAAUAAACGUAUUGCUCAAAUUUCAGUUUACCUCUAACAAUGCAGACACAAUAAAAAGAGAAGCUGAGAGCAUUUUGCAUCAGAAGUUGAAAUUAAAUGAAAGCUUCUUGAAGAUAGAUACUUCAUUGCCCUAUCUUAAAGAUAUGAAUAAUGUACAAGCAGAGCACAUCCUGAACAGCUGUUGCGGUUUAGGGAGGGAGUUCCCAUCCAUGGAAAGAAUUGCCGAUGGUAGUGUUGCAAAGAAAGCUGAUUGGCCUUGGCAAGCCAGCCUGCAGGUUGACGGCAUCCAUUUCUGUGGAGCCACGUUGAUUAGUGAGGUGUGGCUCCUGACUGCUGCUCAUUGCUUUGAAUCCUACAAAAACCCCAAACGCUGGACGGCUAGCUUUGGAACAACUCUAAGCCCCCCACUGAUGAGACAAGAGGUGCAGUCGGUUGUCAUUCAUGAAGACUAUGCUGCCCAUAAGCAUGACGAUGACAUCGCUGUGGUGAAGCUCUCCACCCCUGUCGUAUUUUCAGAUGAGGUGCACAGAGUCUGUCUCCCGGAUGCUACUUUUGAAGCCUUGCCUAAGAGCAAAGUGUUUGUCACUGGAUGGGGAGCUCUAAAAGCAAAUGGUCCCUUUCCCAAUACUCUGAGAGAAGUUGAAGUAGAGAUCAUAAGUAAUGAUAUAUGUAAUCAAGUUCAUGUAUAUGGUGGAGCUGUAUCAUCAGGAAUGAUAUGUGCUGGAUUCUUGAAAGGAAAACUAGAUGCCUGUGAAGGUGAUUCUGGGGGACCUCUGGUUAUAGCACAUGAUGGAAACAUCUGGUAUCUUAUCGGAAUAGUAAGCUGGGGAAUGGACUGUGGAAAAGAAAACAAGCCUGGAGUCUAUACCAAAGUGACUCAUUAUCGGGACUGGAUUAAGUCUAAAACUGGCAUCUAAUAUAAUAACCACCUCUACAUCCAAAAUGCAAAUUCCAUGUGUGGCCUCUGGCAAAUCAUGUUUAGUAUGUGCUGCUAUGUAUAUUGUCAUCAAAUUCAAGAUGCAAAUAAGCCUGAUCUGACAGCUCUCCUCUAACAUGUGAGGAAAGAAGGCUUUCUUUCACAUCACCUGAUGUGUCUCACUGACCACAAGCAUAUACCAUAGUGUCAACUCCAGUAAGAUCUGCCGUUGCUGCUAAGUGCCUCUGAUUGCCUCCUGGCUCAUCUUUUGGUUUCUACUACACACUUUCCAUUUUAGAAAAAUCCAGCAGUGUAAUCAGAUGAGUACCAGCUGGCUAAGUAUUCGUUCUUUUUUUUCCUGACACAGCAUACUGCCCUUCCCUGACUUCAUAGUUUUUAGCUUCCUCCUCAAAUAAUCCUCACUAAGAAUCUGUAGAUUCACUACACCAGACAAAUCCAGGUGAUUCAUUUUGGCUGACACUAAUGCAAAUGAUGGAGAGGCAUUAGACAUGAAACCAGGACUCAGGAGAUGGCACUGCAAGAGUCCUUUCCCCUUUGCCCUCAGAUGUUCAUUUAACCUCUUUCUGAAACUUGGAAAAUCUUAACAUUUAAAUUUACACCCAACAGUGCAUAUUUUAAACUCUUUAAACAACUACACUAAUGUUCGGUUUAGAAUAAUGAAUAAAUCCUUGGAUCGGAUAGUAGGAGAACUGGAAAUACUGCCUGGGACAGGAUUUUGUUUCAAACUAUGUAAAAAUAACUUUUGAUAUUCAGAAAAUAAAAGCAGUUCCUUGGCCUUUUCGUCAGGUGGGGAAUGAGAAGAGGCAAGGACUUAGUGAGAGAAGUUACUUUCCAGCUCUAAAAAAUGGAAAAUGUUCCACUUCUGGUCUAACUGUACUUUUCACUUCUGUUUAAUUACUUACUAAUGCAGUUCAUUUCUUAAACCAUUUUAUUUUCAACUUCAGAAUACUUAAGGGACUCACAGAAUGAGAUGCCAGUAUAAAUUAUGUAUUCAUAAAUAUAUGAGAAGUCAACGGAAAAUUAGAAAUUCAUUCAGUUUGAUAUGAGUUUGGGAAAGACUUUAUUGUAUAAUAUUUAAAUUUACUGUUACAAAUGGUAGUCAUUCUUUGAAGAAUUGUAUUUAUAAAGAAUAUUCAAAUAAGAAAGCAUCUUUGGAUGGUUUAAUAAUGAUAUAGUCAUUUUAUGUAUAUUUAAAUGCAUAUUUUGUGCCACUGUACAUGACUAGUGUUGAGCAAAACAAACUUUUCUUGUGCAUCUGAAUUUUAUUUGGCUCCCCCUCCUAUUACAAUUAAUUUAGUUAAUUAAAUAACUGUCAUGUGAAGACUUUUUGAGUUUUAUAUCAAGUAAGAGUCUU
Molecule: messenger RNA, 2698 nt
Organism: Odocoileus virginianus texanus
Lineage: Eukaryota; Metazoa; Chordata; Mammalia; Artiodactyla; Cervidae
Product: transmembrane protease serine 11G-like
Biological process (GO): proteolysis
Cellular component (GO): extracellular region; plasma membrane
Molecular function (GO): serine-type endopeptidase activity
Source: RefSeq, a predicted model, not a curated record